Leptosia nina is the source of this 447-nucleotide messenger RNA. Lineage: Eukaryota; Metazoa; Arthropoda; Insecta; Lepidoptera; Pieridae. The record is from the annotation of a GenBank genome assembly.
AUGGGCUUAUAUUUGAAGUACUUUUUGUACAUCUACUUCCUUCUCAACUUAAUAUCGACCGCACUCAGCAUCAAAUGUUGGAACUGUAGAUCUAGCAAUGAUCCAAAAUGUGCGGAUCCAUUUGAUAAUACAACAGUUCCUAUAACUGACUGCACGCAAGAAAAAGGAUUAAGACAUUUACCUGGCUUGAGGCCAUCAAUGUGCAGGAAAAUAAGACAAAAAGUGAAUGGUGAAUGGAGAUAUAUAAGAGACUGUGCUUAUCUUGGAGAAGUUGGUAUCCAGGGAGAUGAAAGAUUCUGUCUCAUGAGAACUGGUACUUACAACAUAUUUGUGGAAUAUUGCACAUGCAACAGCAAGGAUGGCUGUAACUCAGCAUCCCUUAAGUAUGCUUCUUCUGUUUUAAUAUUCUUAGUAGGACUUGUUUAUUAUUUAACUGUUAUGCCGUAA